Messenger RNA from Lodderomyces pseudojiufengensis, 783 nucleotides. RefSeq lists its product as uncharacterized. Bases 1 to 783 code for a protein of 260 amino acids. Gene Ontology annotation, cellular component: endoplasmic reticulum membrane. The record is from RefSeq and is a predicted model, not a curated record. NCBI's taxonomy places the organism in Eukaryota, Fungi, Ascomycota, Pichiomycetes, Serinales, Debaryomycetaceae. The transcript has a single exon. Gene Ontology annotation, biological process: lipid droplet organization; lipid storage; phospholipid biosynthetic process.
AUGACAACUCCAUUAUUGAACAGGGUCAAACAAAUUGGCUACAAAAACCCUAAACAAUUGUGGAAUUUAGUUUGUUUGUUAUAUCCAAUUACAUAUGUUAUAUUAGUACCAGUAUCUUUAUAUUCAACAAAAUAUAGUAAACAAAUUUCUGAAAUUUGGUUUGUUAAAUUUUUAGAGAAUUAUAUUGUUAGAAAUUAUAUGAUACUAUGGUUUUCGAUUUUAUAUUUUAUUAAUUUAUUACAAUUUCAUAAUUUACAAAUAUCAAUAUCAUUAAAAGAUCAAUCAACUAUUAAAAAUUUUAAAAUUUAUGUAAUAAAUGUAAUAUGGUUGAUAAUUUUAUUAGAAUGGUUUUUUGGAUCUCCAAUAUUUGAAAGAAUAAGUAUAGCAUUAGGAGCAUUUUGUUCAAAAACUGAAUUUUAUACUGAAUAUAAAUGUUUGAAGGAAAAUGGGAAAUGGAUAAAUUUAUUUGAUUCUUCAAGUCAUUAUACUAUGUUAAUUUCAAAUAGUUUAUUAAUUUGGAAUUUAAUUAUACCUUUUAUAUCUACAAAAUUAUUAAAAUAUAAAUCAAAUGAUCUUGAAGAAGCUGCCGGUUUUCAACAAGAAAUUAAUGAUAAUGAUGAUUCAUAUAAUAUAAAAAAAUAUAUUGUAUAUUUAUCAAUUUUGUUUAUUGUAUUGUGGUACAUCCUGUUUGUUAUAACAUCAUUAUUCUUUCAUACAAUUCUUGAAAAACUAGUUGGUUUAGUGUGUGGAAUGACUAUACCAUUAUUAAUACAAUUUAUAUAA